GACAGAAUCUAUCGACCAAACAAAAGAAUGGAGGAUUGGAUCAUCAAAACUCAAAAACCAAAUUUUCUAAAUUUGUCGAACAGCUUGAGAGAAAUGUUACACAAUAUAUAAGCUUUUAAUUCUAAAAACUAACACACCAGAAAUAAAUAUUUAAAUAUAUUUAUAAGUUGAUAAAAAUAACAAAGAAAGAACAACGAAGCAGAGAAUUUUUUUUAGAGAAACUUAAAAGAGGUUAUAACUUAUAACGUAUCUGUCGUUAAAUCUGUUGAAUAGUUCUUAUAAAAUACAAUCGUUACGAAAGUCAAUUGGGUUACCACGAAACGGUGGGGCCCAUCGUGACCAGGAGAGAAGCAAGAAAAGAUGGGAAAAAGCUGGUUAACUUGUGUCUCGGUGUCUUGUUUAUCUCCAGGAAGAGACAAAAAGCAACAAAAAGUCGAGAAAGAGAAGAAGAAAUGGUUUGGGAAACAAAAGAGUAGAGAAUCCAUUGAAUUCUCUGUAGAGGAAACUCCACCGAUUGACCAUUCAUCUUCCUCUGUUACUCGGCCGUCGCCUCCUCCUCCUCCAUUGCCGGACUUUGCUCCUCAGCCAUUGUUACCACCACCGUCCCCUCCUCCUCCUGCCCCUCCCCUCCCGGCUUCUGCCAGGAAUAAAGGCUAUGUCGAUUCCAAACAAGCAAAGACAAGACAAGCUCUAGCUCUUGCAUCGGCUGUUGCAGCCGAAGCAGCUGUGGUUGCUGCACAUGCUGCCGCGGAGGUUGUGCGUCUCACAACGACCUCAACACAUCAAACUGGUGAAUCAAAGGAAGAAACUUCCGCAAUCAAGAUACAAAAUGCAUAUCGAUGUUACAAGGCGAGACGCACUCUACGUAUGCUGCGAGGAAUGGCCAGACUCAAGACAUUGCUGCAAGGAAAAUACGUCAAAAGACAGAUGAACGCGAUGCUUAGCUCAAUGCAAACCCUUACACGUUUACAAAUACAGAUCCAAGAGAGGAGGAAUCGAUUAUCUGAAGAGAACAAAGCUCGUCACAGGCUGAUCCAACAAAAGGUUCACCAGAAAGAAUACCAUCAGAAUCAGAAUUUGGUAAAUUAUCCUUUAUUCUUUAAUUUUGUUUUUUUUAAUUACUAAGAGGUUAUUGACCAAAACCGUAAUCCCCCAGGUUCGGGACAAAAGUGCUCGCUUUCACGGUCUUACCACUUUGUGUGAACCAAAAUCCUCAGAUGGAUCAAUUCAUGUUUGCAGGUUAUCGCAGGAGAUUUCGAUUCCAGCAAUAAAUCAAAGGAACAGAUCCGAGCAAAGUUCGUGAAUCGAAAAGAGGCUUCUGUAAGACGUGAGAGGGCUUUGGCGUAUGCUUACACUCAUCAGCAAACAUGGAGAAACUCUUCAAAACUUCCACACCAGACUCUGAUGGACGCAAACACUCCACAUUGGGGUUGGAGUUGGCUUGAAAGGUGGAUGGCUUCUCGUCCGUGGGAUCCUCAAUCUAAUGACGACCAGGCCUUACUCAAGAACUCUCUCAAACGUGAAAACUCCAUCAAGACUUCUCCUGCAAGAGCUAAAACAGUAAAGUCAGCCAGCCAGAAAGCUAUCCAAUGGCCUACAAAUAGUGAUUGUGUGAGCAUGAAGAGCGAGGGGGUUAACCGCAGGCAUAGCAUCGGUGGUGGAUCGUCCACAAAUGUCAAAGAAGACGAGAGCGUUGGUAGCUCUUUGUCACGCAGAAGUUCAUUUGGAAAUACGGAAACUGUGAAAUCGAAGGCUAGUGUGGAGACAACAAGCCAGUUGAGUAAACCACAGCCCUUGAAGAAAUCCAAGGCUAGUGUGGGAACAAGUAGAAACUUGGAUAACACGCAAGCUAUGAAAUCAAAGGCUAGGGUGGGAACAGCAGGAAAGUUGGCUACUACGCAAGAUGUGAAAUCCAAGGGUAAUGUCCGAACCACAAGCAACUUAUGUUUGCAAAAGAAGAAGGUUGUGUCUGAUAUUAAGAAACCUCCGCAAAUGGUAUUGCCAAAGAAGAGCCUUUCAUCAUCUACGUCACUUGGGACAACGAAGAAGUUGUCGGAUUUGGACAAAGCAACAACAGGUGCUGCAAAUGGAGAGAAAAAGAGAAGAAACGGUGGUAGCAGUUAACCAAAAGCCAUAGACAAAGAGGGUUGCUUUGGUGGCGAUUUGAUAGAAUUUGCAUCUCAAAUCCGAAUUUUGUUUUCUAUCGAACGCAAAUGCAAAAGAGUGCGAAAAACAAAAACAAAAUACAAAAAAGUGUAUUUUUGGUUGUGUUUCUUUGUGCGAGUAUAGAUGUCCGUUUGGC
This is a messenger RNA of Thlaspi arvense, 2302 nucleotides long. The record is from the annotation of a GenBank genome assembly. NCBI's taxonomy places the organism in Eukaryota, Viridiplantae, Streptophyta, Magnoliopsida, Brassicales, Brassicaceae.